Symbiodinium pilosum is the source of this 2112-nucleotide messenger RNA. The record is from the annotation of a GenBank genome assembly. NCBI's taxonomy places the organism in Eukaryota, Dinophyceae, Suessiales, Symbiodiniaceae.
CAGGCCGUACAGCCAGCCUGGAGCAACGUUCCUCCAGACUACAACUGGGAGAUCUGCACACAGCAGAAUUACGCAGCAAGCGAGCCAGUUAUUAUCCCUGGCAAGUUGGAAGGAGCAAGAAAACUCGUCGACGGUGCAUACCAUGGAUACUACACUCUUGAAAGACAACAAUUUCAGGAUAAGCUGGUCACCGAGCUCGUUGAAAACAACGGCCGGGCGCGACAGGCACCUAUGCUUUUGUUUACUGCAGGAGCCAUGGGUGUGGGCAAGACCUUUGUGCUCCACUGGCUGAGAGAUAAGGGCAUUCUCCCUGUCGCGGAUUUCGUGCGUAUCAAUCCAGAUAAGAUAGCAAAGCAACUGCCUGAGUGGGUGGGAUAUGAUGCUUACGAUCAUUCCAGCGCUGCAGUUAUGACCCGCUUGGAAGCUGGCCUUAUCAGCGAGCUUAUGCUGUUGUAUGCCAUGCAACAGAGACGCAACAUCCUGGUGGAUAGUUCUCUCCGUCAUGGUAAGUGGUACUCGCGGGUGUUGCAGAAGAUUCGACAGCAGCUGCCUGACAUAUCCAUCACCCUCAUGUACAUCCAUGCUUGUGAAGAAACAGUGUACCAGCGUGCAACCGAACGUGGGCACAAUGGUCGCGCAGUCAGUCCUGCAGAAGUCGCAGACUCACUGGAGAAGCUGCCCAGGGCCCUCCAGAAGCUCCUUCCAUACACUGAUUGUUUCAUCCAAGUCAACAACAACUUCGAUGAGCCGCAGGUGACAUCCGUUUGCCACCAACUACGGGACGAAGAGGAGGGCUCUUUCUGCCAAGUGUCAGAAGACAUCGAGUCCAUGGGCGAAGUGGGUUGGUCAGGUGUCGCCAGCAUCCUGAAGCAAGCACGCGGUGGCGAGCCUGCAUCACCGUUGCCCGAGCCACCAUCAAUUCUCCCAGCGUCUGGUUCUUCGCAGCCGCAGCCUUUGAGCACCCUCUUCCACACUAUUUCUUUCGCAGCCACGAAGCAUCAACACCAGACCCGCAAGAAUCCUCAACAGACUCCUUACAUUAACCAUCCGCUGGCCGUCGCUCGCAUUCUGGCAGAAGUCGGCAUCCGUGAUCUUCCCACACUACAGGCUGCGCUUUUGCACGACACCCUGGAGGACACUGACACCAGCGCUGCUGAGAUUGGUGCCACUUUUGGUGAGGAGGUCCGGGAGCUUGUGGCUUCGCUGACUGAUGACGACAGCUUGCGACCGGUCCACAGGAAGCUUGUCCAGCUUCGGAGUGCAUCUACCCUGCCUCCCAAGGCCAAGCUUGUGCGUAUCGCAGACAAGCUGCACAAUGUAUGGGAUCUGGUGCAUCAUGGCAUUCCCUCCUGGCCAAAGGAGCGCACAGACAGAUACAUUGCAUGGGCGUGCGAGAUGGUGGCUGCCUUGGAGGGCACACAUGAGGCAUUGGAGCAGAGAUUCCACGCGGAAGUUUCCCUUCCACCGGGCUAUGAACUGGGUGACUGGGAGCGCUUUGCACAAGAGCAAAUGAGGCAUGCAGAAUCUUGGGAGCACGUGCAUGUGCAAGACAGCGAGGUGGCGGAAGAAGCAGCUCACACACCAGAGCUCGAUGAGCAGCGCGCCGUCUUGUCUUUGUUGAAGGUGGCAGAGUAUGUUGCGAGCCAAAACGGCUCUCAGCUCAUCGACAGCGUGAAGUUUGCGCUUCUCCUGACAGACUAUGGAGUCAAGGACCCAGAGACGCUCAAGGCGGGCCUACUUCUUGGGACUGCAAGUGGCCAUGACCGAGUGAUUGCAAAGGAGUUCGGCAACGAGGUGGCCGACAUACUGCAAGGCCUGGAUGCCACCUGGCCUUCUGUUGCUGGAAAUGCGAAGGCCAACCGGAUCCGCCUCGGCAAACACUUGCACGAGCUCCGGAAGCUUCAGUGGGGUACACUCGCCUCCCAGGAAGACCUAGAGACAUUCCGUACGCUGUUGGAGAGAACUCGAACAGUCCGGAAAGUUCUGGCAGGUGCCCAUCCGCCUCUGGAGGAGGCUUUGGAUGACGUCUUCCAGGGGCAAGUUCGCCUGGCAAGCGGCGAGCUGACGCCUGCUAGCCUGGAAUCUGUAGAGGAUGCAGAUAUCUGGCAAUGA